AUGCGCUUGCAAUUCCCCACAAACUACCACCUCCAACAACAACAACAGCAACAACAGCAGCACCAACAACAGCAUACCAUGGCCAUGCCAAUGUCCUUCCUUAACCAUCAUGGCCACCACCCCCACAGCCACCCCAACGGGGCCGGAAACAACCCCAACACUGGCACCCCCAACAACUCGUUCGCAGGCACCAUCGAUCCUGGUCUGCUCCAGAUGACCAUGAACCAGAACAUGUCCUCGCUAUUCCCUUCCUCCUCGGCCUCGUCUAUCAACUCCCUCACUAAUGCUCCUACUGCCACUCACACAGGCGGUCUCGGUCGCAGCGGUCUUGGUAGCAAGCGCAACAGCAGCAACUCCAACAGCAACCAGAAUAACGUCAAGCAAGAGACCGGGUCGCCCGACUUUAUGGCGGCCGAGAUGGACUUUGGCGAGCACCGCAACAUGCUCUCCCCUGGCUCGAGCUCUCCGCUGAACUCGCCCAGGAACGAUUUUGACAGUCCAGACGAUUUCAAUCACCCUGGCACAGGCACUCUGUCCCACGCAAAGCCCUUACCCAUGAACAUCCAAAACCAGCACUCCUACGGCGAUUCGCCAGGAAACGGGUCUUUGUAUUCACCCGUCGAGUCCGACUUCUUCCCCGAGGGCGACUUUAGUCUGCCUAGCGGUUCCCGCGCCCUCGACAUGAAGUUUGGCCGCCACAUGUCCCUCCCCUCGGCUAACCCCUUCCAUUCCAUGUCCAUGCCCGUCCCCCGAUCCGACUGGUUCGGCGCCACCGAUGGUGGCCACAUCGUGGGAUCGUUCGAGAACCAAACAGGCCUCCAAUUCCCACAGGGAGAGAUGACUGGCAUGAUGAGCAGCCUCUUUGAGGAAGAUGGCGAGCAAAAGUAA
Linnemannia hyalina is the source of this 888-nucleotide messenger RNA. The record is from the annotation of a GenBank genome assembly. Lineage: Eukaryota; Fungi; Mortierellomycota; Mortierellomycetes; Mortierellales; Mortierellaceae.